Messenger RNA from Saccostrea cuccullata (small rock oyster), 1458 nucleotides. RefSeq names its product arrestin domain-containing protein 3-like. Gene Ontology annotation, biological process: protein transport. Bases 50 to 1150 code for a protein of 366 amino acids. Gene Ontology annotation, cellular component: cytoplasm. The transcript is spliced from 7 exons. The record is from RefSeq and is a predicted model, not a curated record. Lineage: Eukaryota; Metazoa; Mollusca; Bivalvia; Ostreida; Ostreidae.
AUGUUUACAUGAAGAUUUGGUUUAAAUACUUAAAGGCUUGAAGAAGAAGAUGGGAAAGUUGAAGUCCUUCCACAUAGACUUGGACAAUAAGCUUGGUGUAUAUACACCUGGUGAAACCGUCAGUGGAAAAACAAUCCUUGAACUGGAAACAGAAAUGGAAAUGCGGGAAAUUAGAUUAGAGUGUGACGGGAAAACCCACGUAGCUUGGUCGGAGCAUAUAGAUGGUGGGGACGGCAUGGAUAAAACAAAGCACUACUCAGGAAACGAGGAACACUUUGAUAAAACAAUACCAGUGUUUGGAAAGGGUUUAGGAAGUGGUGAUGAAAACCGUUUACCCGCGGGAAAACACGUGUUCCCCUUCUCAUUUGUCCUACCUCCUGACUUACCUUCCUCCUUCGAGGGGGAACAUGGAUACGUCCGCUACAAAGUGGAAGGAAUUAUAGACAGACCCUAUGCGUAUGAUGAACACACUGUCCAACCUUUCACUGUCUUAUCGACAUUGGACUUGAAUCUGGAACCAACAGCUGCGAACGGUGGAGAAGCCCAGAAUUCGGAAACCCUCUGCUGUUUGUGCUGUAAAUCAGGCCCUAUCAUGGGAACAUUAAAACUAAACCGAAUCGGGUAUGUUCCCGGGGAAUCAAUUUACUUCGAAGCUAGUGCUCAGAAUAGUUCAACACGUGUGUGCAGCAUGUUUGCCGAUUUUCAAAUGGUCACAACAUAUAACGCAGUAAGGCCAAAAAAGAGAAUAUAUACUGAGACCAAGUUAAUCAACCGUAUUCAACACGAAGAUUUGACUCCGGGUCAGUCAGAGGUUUGGAGUGGAGAAAGAUUUCCGAUUCCUCCUCUGGCUCCUUCUCACCUGGCGGGCUGCUCUAUCAUCGACAUUAAAUACCAUGUAAAGCUGGUUAUCAAACCACACGGACCAUCGUCUCAGUUACAUAUCCCAGUUGAAAUCAUCAUCGGAUCCAUUCCACUGCAAUCAGUGGUACAGCAGAACCAAAAAUCAGAGUCGUCGAUAAUGCCUACUCCAAUCUUCAGUGAAUCCGUCUGGGGUCCAACAAACAUCAAGAAAGAUGAGAAAAAAGAAGAGGAACACAUCUACGGACAACUGGAAUUCACUCCUUGCUAUUCGUUUUACAAGUUUUCCUAGCGUUGAGGAAAUGUUUAUAUCUGUGUCUCUAGUAGUAGGUGUAAGAAAAAAAAUGAAUUUAUUUGAUUUUUCUUUUGUCAAUGGCUAAUUUUUUUUUCUGUUUUAAUCUUGCUAUAUGGAAUAAUAUGUAUAUGAAUCAAUUUUACAUUUCUAUAAAAAUUCCUAGUAACAAAAUUUCACUUUAAACUUUAUAAUGUGGGUAUGUACAUGUAUAUGUGAUGUUGAAAUACAUGUACUCACAAGCAGUGACUUUAUUUGAUUUACCUGUAUGUUUUUUUUUAUACAUGUAUAUAAAAUAAAAAAGUUCA